Molecule: messenger RNA, 1443 nt
Organism: Exophiala bonariae
Lineage: Eukaryota; Fungi; Ascomycota; Eurotiomycetes; Chaetothyriales; Herpotrichiellaceae
Exons: 4
Coding region: 1-1443 (480 amino acids)
Biological process (GO): L-serine catabolic process; tetrahydrofolate interconversion; folic acid metabolic process
Cellular component (GO): cytoplasm
Molecular function (GO): serine binding; pyridoxal phosphate binding; glycine hydroxymethyltransferase activity
Source: RefSeq, a predicted model, not a curated record
AUGGGUUCCGUCACCGUCCCUACCACUAGCAGCAGCUAUGCUCUGUCCGAAGAACACAAGAACAUGCUCGAGAAGUCCCUCAUCGAGUCCGACCCCGAAGUCGCAGAGAUAAUGAAAAAAGAAAUCAAACGUCAACGCGAGUCCAUCAUCCUGAUCGCUUCCGAGAACGUGACGUCCCGCGCGGUCUUCGACGCCCUGGGCUCGCCCAUGUCCAACAAAUACUCCGAGGGCUACCCGGGCGCCCGCUACUACGGCGGGAACCAGCACAUCGAUGCCGUCGAGCUGUUGUGCCAGGCCAGAGCAUUGAAGGCAUUCCGCCUCGAUCCUGAGCAGUGGGGCGUCAAUGUUCAGUGUUUGAGCGGUUCGCCUGCGAAUCUGCAGGUCUACCAGGCUAUCAUGAGGCCGCAUGAUCGGUUGAUGGGUUUGGACUUGCCACAUGGUGGACAUUUGAGCCAUGGUUAUCAGACACCACAGAAGAAGAUCUCAGCGGUAUCUACCUAUUUCGAGACCUUCCCCUACCGAGUCAACCUUGAGACCGGCAUAAUCGACUAUGACCGACUUGAGGAGAACGCUCUCAUGUACCGACCCAAGACCCUGGUGGCCGGAACCUCCGCAUACUGCCGUUUGAUCGACUACAAGCGCAUGCGAGAGAUCGCAGACAAGGUCGGAGCAUAUCUGGUUGUGGAUAUGGCACACAUUUCCGGCUUGAUUGCCGCCGGUGUCAUCCCCUCUCCCUUUGAAUAUGCCGAUGUUGUCACAACCACCACCCACAAAUCUCUGCGUGGACCUCGAGGAGCCAUGAUUUUCUUCCGCAAGGGUGUCCGAAGCACCGAUGCUAAGACCGGCAAGCAGGUCCUAUACGAUCUUGAAGGACCCAUCAACUUCUCCGUCUUCCCUGGCCAUCAAGGUGGCCCCCACAACCACACCAUCACUGCUUUGACAGUGGCACUGAAGCAGGCCUCUUCCCCAGAGUUCCGCCAAUACCAAGAACAAGUCAUCAAGAAUGCAAAGGCCCUGGAAGUCGAAUUCAAGGAGCUCGGCUACAAGCUGGUCUCUGACGGAACCGAUUCACACAUGGUGCUCCUCGACCUCCGCCCGCAAGCCGUCGACGGUGCCCGCCUCGAGACCGUGCUCGAGCAGAUCAACAUCGCAUGCAACAAGAACAGCAUCCCCGGUGACAAGUCGGCAUUGACACCAUUCGGCAUCCGGAUCGGUGCGCCCGCCAUGUCAUCGCGUGGGCUCGGCGAGGAGGACUUCAAGCGCAUUGCCCGCUACAUCGACACCAGCAUUAAGCUCUGCAAGAAGAUCCAGGGUGACCUGCCCAAGGAAGCCAACAAGCUCAAGGACUUCAAGGCCAAGGCCUCUGACGACUCGGUCCCCGAGAUCCUCAAGCUCAGACAAGAGAUCUCCGAGUGGGCUUCCAGCUUCCCUCUCCCCGUCUAG